GACUUUGAAACUUCAAAUAUAGAAUUUUAAAAACUGUAAAAUAGAGAAUUUUUUUGGAGAUGCUCUUAGUAUAAUAAAUUUUUAAUCUUCGGUAUUCAAACUUCCGAGUCAGUGCUUGAAAAAAAUCGUGAGUCUAUGUGCAGCCUUUGUAUAGUUAGGACCAGAGUUAACUCAUAAAAAUAAAUGUAGAAAAAAAUAUUUUGAAGCAAAACACAAUUUUACAGUAACUUAUAUUAUGAAACAAAUUUAGUAUUUUAUUAAUUUUUCUGUUCGUUUGCACAUUUUUGUCAAUAUUUUUUGGUCAACCUUACAUACUCCUAGUUUUAGCCGUCUUAUAAAGAUCUUUUGAUUUUUGAUUUUUUAGAUUAGGGCCUUUUCUGCACCUAGUUUUGGGAAAUCUCCAUCCAAUUAAAGAAUAGCUAUUUCCGAUAAAGACUUAAUUGCAUCUUAAAUUGCAUGUCUAGAUUCAUGUAAAAACUCUAGGGAAAUCGAAGCCUAAUAGGCUAAUAGCGUUCGGCUGUACUCUUCUCUUACUUAUAUAUCUCAUGGAAAUUUCUUACCCCAUAGACAUGGCUGGGCUUGUAACCUCAACAAGGCAACAAAGUCCCUCCAAUGGAAAUCAAAUUAGUUCAUCUUCAAGAUCUUUGGGAGGUGAAAAUGAUGAUACAAACUGCUCGGCAAAGCUGCUUGACUUAGAAGCUCUUAACUGUCCUAUUUGCUGCGUCCCACUGACUAGUAAUAUCUUCCAGUGUGACAAUGGACAUAUAGCUUGCCCUACAUGUUGUAACAAACUGAGGAACAAAUGCCCUUCUUGUGCUCUUCCUAUUGGUCUUAUUCGUUGCCGAGCAAUGGAAAGGGUGAUUAAGGCAGUCAUUGUCCCAUGCCCAAACUCUAUGUCUGGUUGCAUAAAGAAGUUCUCAUAUGGGAAUGAGUUAACUCACGAGAAUGAAUGUAGUUUCUCUCGUUGCUACUGCCCUGCACGGAAUUGCAAUUACACUGGCUCUUAUAAGGAUCUAUACUCCCACUUCAAAACUCACAAUAGUGAAAGGGGAUAUAGUUACAAAUUUCUUUUUGGGGAGUUUGCUGAAGUUUACUUUGUAUUGACUGAGUAUACUUCAGUUGUUAUGAGGGAAAAUGAGGCCGGCCUACUGUUUGUCGUUCAGUGUUUCAGUGAGCCAUAUGGUGUUUAUGUGACUGUGAGCUGUAUAGCUCCUUCUGCUGAUGAAAUUGGUGAGUUCUCUUGUUUCAUCUCCACUACUGCGGUCAAUUAUAGUAUCCCUCAUAAUAUCAUGACAUUUAAAUCACCGAAGGUCAUGAAAAUUCGGAAAUUGAGUUCUGAAACUCCUGAAAAGGAUUUCUUCUUGGUUCCUUCCUUCUUCUUUCCUGGACGUCAAUCGUUGAAGUUGCGGAUUUGUAUCAGCAAGUUGGAACAAGAAUAA
Brassica napus (rape) is the source of this 1439-nucleotide messenger RNA. RefSeq names its product E3 ubiquitin-protein ligase SINA-like 7. NCBI's taxonomy places the organism in Eukaryota, Viridiplantae, Streptophyta, Magnoliopsida, Brassicales, Brassicaceae. Gene Ontology annotation, molecular function: zinc ion binding. The transcript has 2 exons. Bases 546 to 1439 code for a protein of 297 amino acids. The record is from RefSeq and is a predicted model, not a curated record.